This is a messenger RNA of Striga hermonthica, 3150 nucleotides long. Lineage: Eukaryota; Viridiplantae; Streptophyta; Magnoliopsida; Lamiales; Orobanchaceae. The record is from the annotation of a GenBank genome assembly.
AUGGAUGGUUGGCCAUCCACAAUCGCAGAUGUUGAUGCUUUUCAGUCCCUAGAGCCUAUAUGUGUGGUUCCUCCAGAUGCUAACCAAGAUCCACAGCCAAAUCUUACUAACCAUGCUGAGGAGCCUAAUCCUGUUAGCCCUAGUGCUCAACCAGAUGGCGGAGCAGAGCCUGAACUAGAGCCUGACAGGGAGCCAGACAUGUUUGAUAAUGAGGAGGAAUAUGUGGGUGUUGAUGAUGAGGCAAUGUACAUGCCAGUACCUCCUCAGUACACUAACAAUGUGCAGGCUUCUAACCAUAUUCCUCCAGAACCAUUUGUUAAUGUCGUUGCAAUCGAUGAUGAGACAGAGGUUGAUGAUGCAGAUCCACAGGAGGUCCAUGUGAUCUAUGAUCCACAAAACCCCAACAUUGUCAAGGGAGCACGGUUUCCUGAUAUUAUUUCAUUCAGGAAGGCAAUUAGGCAUUAUGCAGUGAAGAAAGGCUUCGAGUUUGCUAAUUUGCAAACUGAUCCAUCAAGAUUUAUUGCCAAGUGUAAAGCAGAGGGGUGUCCAUGGCGCAUCCAUGCUUCUAGGAUUUUUGACGGCAAGACAAUAGAGAUCAAAAGGCUGCCUUUCGAACACGAGUGUCCUACUACCAAAUUCCAAGAAACAAAGAUGGCCAACCAAGGUUGGUGUGCAGAUAAUUUGACAGAUUGGCUGAAGAAGAAUCCAACCAAGGGUGCAACUGACUGCAAGGAGAAGUUGGAGGGUGACUUUGGCAUCCAAUUGAAGUACUCCAAAGCAUGGUCAGGUAUGCAGGUAGCCUUAGACCAGAUACAUGGUAAAUAUGAUGAGAGCUUUCAGUUGCUUUUUAAUUGGGCUGCUCAAAUUGAGCAAGUUUCUCCUGAGAGUUUAGUAGAGAUAGAGGUGGAGAAAAUAGGUGAGAAACACAGGUUCAAGAGGAUGUUUGUAGCUCUUGCUCCAUGUAUUCAAGGAUUUUUGGAUGGGUGCAGACCUUUCAUUGGUGUAGAUGCUUCCUGUUUGAAUGGUAAAUAUAAAGGUCAAUUAGCUUCUGCUGUUGGUGUGGAUGGACAUAAUUGGCUAUACCAUAUAGCUUAUGGAAUUUUUGAGUCGGAAACUGAAGAUAAUUGGAGAUGGUUUUUGGACCAGCUGAAAAGGAAGAUAGGAGAUGUCCCAAAUCUGGUUAUAUGUUCAGAUGCAUGUAAAGGACUAGAAACUGCAGUGGGGGUUGUUUUCCCACUAGCUGAGAACAGGGAGUGCAUGAGGCAUUUGUAUCAGAACUUCAUGAAGAAAUACUCUGGUGAUGUGUUUACUGAUCACUUGUACCCUGCAGCUAGAAGCUACACAAAGUGGCUAUUUCAGUGGCAUAUGAAGAGAAUUGCAGAUUUUGAACCUAAAGCCAUUGAAUACCUUGAGAACCACCACAACAGGAUCUGGUAUAGGUGCAGCUUCGGUGAGAAUAGCAAGUGUGACUACUUGACAAAUAAUGUAUCAGAGAGCUUCAAUGCACAAAUAAAAAAGUUCAAAGGAUUGUUGUUGCAUGAAUUGGUGGACAGAAUCAGAGAACUUAUAAUGGAGAAGAGAUAUGCAAGGAAGAUGAUUGCUAGGCAGUGGGCAGAUGGAAUCCUACCUAAUGUGAUCAAGGAGCUCAACUUGAUCAGCAAUAAUCUCAAGGUUGUGAAGAUUGCUGUUAGUGAUGUUGAUAUGGCUGAAGUAACCAUCUUAGAUGACUGGAAUAAUCAGAAGAGGGAGACAGUUGACCUAAAGAACCAUAGUUGUGGCUGCAGACAAUGGCAAGUGAUAGGGAAACCAUGCAAACAUGCAUUGGCUUGGAUUUUGUCUAAUAGAGGGCUAAGAAUUGCAGACUAUGUACAUGAGUACUACUCAGUGGCAAGGUUCAAGGCAGCCUAUGAGCAAAGAAUUGAACCAAUCCCAGAUAGGUCACAGUGGCCAGUUGUGGAAUUGCCAUUCAAAGUACACCAACCCUUGCUAGGCAGAAGUGCAGGAAGACCAAAGGUUCAGAGACAGAGAGGUUGUUUGGAGAAAAGGGCUUCCAAAAAAAAGGUCAAAUGUAAGAGAUGUGGAAAUUUUGGACAUUUUGGAAAAACUUGCAAACUAGCAGAGGUUGGAAAAGAUGGUGAGAGAGCUCCAGCAAGGGGAAAGGCAAAUAAAAGAGACCAAACAAAUGAAGCUGGAGCAUCCCAAACAAAUGAAGCCGGAGCCUCCCAAGCCAAGAAAUUGAAGAAGUGCACCAGCAAAAAGAAGAAAAAGACUCCCGUGAAGAAAAGGCUCAUGAAGGCUGCAGCCAACCCUCCUGUGACUGUAGUUAGUAGCCUUAGGAGGCUGGUCCUCGGCGGCCACCGUCGGCGGCUAGGGUUCAGGCGACGUCGAGCCGUCCGGGAAGCCGUCGUACAGAGUGAUAGAAAGAGCGAGAGCACGGGCACCGCCGACCGGCCACUCACGGUCCUCUGCGACUGCAAAUCCGCUUGCCCUCGCCCCGCUUCAGUCCCUACGUCCCUCAGCUACUCUCUAAUUCAGGUCGUCGCCGGUGCUCUGAACUUCAAAUUCGUCGGGAAGGCCCGAUUUUGGGAGGCGUCGUCACCUUCAUUGCGCGGUGACAGACGGGAGUUCUGCGACGGGGUUCCUGGGCUUCGACAACAGGAGGAAUGUCUCAGCUAUGGCGAGAGCUGGUUUCCGGUGGUUGACCUAAUUGCUCUCAUCUCGUGGCGCCGCCUAGGAAGACAACAGCGAAGCUUCGGCCGGUUCGAGCGGUCGUCGGUGACCAGAUGCUUACCGGCAAGACCAGGAAACCGCCGUGGUGCUCUACGUGUGUGUGAGAAAGGAAAACACAGAGAUCUGGUGGAGAACAGGGCGAGGAAGGGGCGCACAUUUUUUGCGGCAGCCGCCACAGACCACCACCCAAUUGUAGAGUCCGACAACGAUGGUCUGAUGCAGAUUCCAUUCGCCAGAUUCCGGCACCGCCGUCCGCCACCUAUGUCCGAGGCUUCAAACACACCGCAACACCGCUGCGCCUUCAUCCCUCAGGCGGCAGCCGCUUCAGGCCAAUCUACUCCUACUGUUCAGGAGACGUUCGCGGCCAAGACACUUCUGCAAUUGGCGAUGUCCGGCGACACGGGAAGAGUGUGUGGGUAG